AUGGGACCCGCCACUAGUGGAGUUGCGACAGCUGGCGACGCAGCGAACGUCGGCGCUGAAUGCGACGCCGGCGGGCGAGGUGGAGAAGCGACGCAAGCUGUCGUACGAGCUGCUGGGCGAGGCGGGCGAAAACCUCUUCAUCACGUCGCCCUUUCUCUGCGACUAUGGUUGCCAUAUCACAGUGG
Molecule: messenger RNA, 185 nt
Organism: Closterium sp. Naga37s-1
Lineage: Eukaryota; Viridiplantae; Streptophyta; Zygnematophyceae; Desmidiales; Closteriaceae
Source: the annotation of a GenBank genome assembly